Molecule: messenger RNA, 1919 nt
Organism: Oryzias melastigma (Indian medaka)
Lineage: Eukaryota; Metazoa; Chordata; Actinopteri; Beloniformes; Adrianichthyidae
Gene: sirt2
Product: sirtuin 2 (silent mating type information regulation 2, homolog) 2 (S. cerevisiae)
Exons: 16
Coding region: 156-1286 (376 amino acids)
Molecular function (GO): NAD+ binding; histone deacetylase activity, NAD-dependent
Source: RefSeq, a predicted model, not a curated record
CUGCCGCGAUCCCGGUGAACACGGACUGUUUUUGUUGACGGACAAAGCGGAAGUGAAUGAGAAACAUUAAAGCUCGCAGUGACAGAACAGCUGUUUUUUCUCAGAUAUUCCAUAUUUAGCUCGGCAGCGGGGUUGGAGUUUGCUCGAGCUGAUCAAUGUCUGAUUCUGCAGAUCUUCCAAAAGCAGAGGAGGAGGAGGAGGUCACGCAGGAUUUACAGGAUCAGUCAGACGACAGCAGUGAGGACGAGGAGGCAGCAGGAACUGAGAUGGACUUCCUGCGGAACCUCUUCUCCAGCGCUUUGGGCCUGGGCUCUGCAGAGAAGGUUCUGGACGCUCUGACUCUGGAAGGAGUGGCUCAGUAUAUAAAGAGCGGCAAAUGUAAAAACAUCAUCUGCAUGGUUGGUGCAGGAAUAUCCACAUCUGCCGGAAUUCCAGAUUUCCGAUCUCCUGAAACCGGCCUGUAUGCCAACCUGCAGAAAUAUGACCUGCCUUACCCAGAAGCCAUCUUCCAAGUAGAUUACUUUAAGGAACAUCCAGAACCGUUCUUUGCUUUGGCGAAGGAGCUUUACCCAGGACAGUUUAAGCCAACCAUCUGCCACUACUUCAUACAGAUGUUGAAGGACAAAGGGAUCCUGAGGCGCUGCUACACUCAGAACAUUGACACUCUGGAGCGAGUCGCAGGUCUAGAAAAAGACGAUCUGAUCGAAGCUCACGGGACCUUCUACACCUCCCACUGUGUCAGCUUCUGCUGCCGUAAAGAAUACAGCCUGGAAUGGAUGAAAGAGAAAAUCUUCUCUGAUGCCAUUCCCAAAUGUGAGAAGUGCAAGAGUUUGGUGAAACCAGACAUCGUUUUCUUUGGGGAGAGCCUGCCGGCGCGUUUCUUCACGUGCAUGAAGAUGGAUUUCCCUCGCUGUGACCUUCUCAUCGUCAUGGGGACGUCUCUGCAGGUGCAGCCGUUUGCAGGUUUAGUCGGCAGGGUUUCCAAGAGUUGCCCCCGACUGCUCAUUAACAUGGAAAAGGCGGGGGAGGCUGACCCGAUGCUGGGGAUGCUGGGAUUUGGAGGAGGAAUGGACUUUGACUCUGACAAGGCGUACAGGGACGUGGCUCACAUCAGUACCUGUGAUGACGGCUGCCUGGCUCUGGCUGAGCUGCUGGGCUGGAAGGCCGAGCUGGAGGCCCUGGUAAAGCAGGAGCACGCUCAGAUCGACAGUAAAAACAAGAAGGAGCAGCCUGGAGAAGCUGGAGGAUCCAAGGACAGCUCUGCCUCCGUCAAACCAGAGGAGUAAACUGACUGAAGCUGCUUUCCUAAGUUCGAUCAGGACUUCAGGCUUUCGUCUGCUGCUCCUCUGAUCUGAUCAACAUCCUCCGUUUUAUUCGAACGUCUUUUGCACUUUUGUGACUUUUCCACACUUUCCGCUGUAGCUCAUCACAUGACUGCAGCACGCACAUGUUCGCUUCCUGUUUGACUAAAGCUGAAACCAGGUGAGGUGAUCUGCAGCUCAUCUGACUCUGCAGAGAGAGGGAGAGAAAAUCGAGCUAUUUAUAGUGUUUCAAAGUGAAACUGUUUACAUCAAAACGCGCUCUUUGCAGAAAAUUAACUUCCUGAUUUAACUCAGUUUUUCUUUAACUUAGCUUAGUAUUUUUUUUAAAUCAUAUUUAAUCUCUUUAACCUAAAGUUUUUCAUCUUCUUUUAAUUUUAAAGUUUAUUUGAGGAAGUCUUGGUUGGAAGAAAUGCAGCAGGGUUUUAGGAUGAAUGUAAAGGUGAGAAAGAACUGACACUGAACAGAAGAAGGUUAAAAUACAAACCAGUGAAGAUGUCAACUUUGUUGUAUUUAAUUCUAACGGCGACUAACACUGACCUGCAGGUUUGGGAUCGACUACAGCAAAACCUGCAAUAAACUCAACCUUUGUGAACCUGG